Molecule: messenger RNA, 752 nt
Organism: Diaporthe amygdali
Lineage: Eukaryota; Fungi; Ascomycota; Sordariomycetes; Diaporthales; Diaporthaceae
Product: f-box domain containing protein
Exons: 1
Source: RefSeq, a predicted model, not a curated record
AUGUAUGGAUCAAUUUACCUGACAAGUGUAUUGCAGUCAAAGGCACGCGGAGCCCCUGAGGCCGAAGAAGCAAGAUCGACUCAAAAUUAUGCCUCGGCUCUGCGCAGGCUUCACAAACGUCGACACGCCAUCCGAACCGGCGCCCCCUUCACAGCUGCCGUCGUCGCGGUGGCAGAAUCAUGGAUCUACGUGAACGGAAUGCUGUGCCACAUGUCGGAGAGGACACUGCGCGUGCUGGACUUGCAUAGGUCUAGCGGCAAGGAAGUCAUCAUCGACGUGCGAGCCCUUUUGGACGAGGCGGUGGCAGCCUCGCGAGGUGCCCGGAAAUACAAGUUCAAGAUUUUGCACUACGCUGAGGGCAUUGUCUCUUGCCUCUACACCCACUGCAGGCCGGGCGUGGAGAGCUGGCUGGUCGUGUUCAAUGUCCGAGAGCGGAGGCUGUUGACCACCCUCGGUCUGGACGCCACAUACAAGAUAUUCGUCCGUAAUGACUGUGAUUACCUCUACUUCGGAACCCACUCGGAGUUCGGCGAUGAUGGGUUCCGGCGGUGGGUUCUCAUGGGCUACGACAUCGAGGGCGAUCGGUGGUUCGAGCAAAAAAUCCAUCUUGUGGACUUGGUCGGCUCUGACAUUGGGCAGUGUAUCACGUUCGAAAUCAUAGAUGGCAAGUUCUAUGGCCUCUCCAACCAGACAAGCUUCGAGGUCGACGAGGUUGACUGGACUUCACAUUACCACUGCUUCAGGUUCCCCGU